Molecule: messenger RNA, 1392 nt
Organism: Rotaria sordida
Lineage: Eukaryota; Metazoa; Rotifera; Eurotatoria; Philodinida; Philodinidae
Source: the annotation of a GenBank genome assembly
AUGAAUUUAUUGAACAUCGCCAAACAUCUUCUUCGUUUGACUCAAACUGAAUAUGGAUCUGAAAAUUCUGCAACAACUACCGAUGAAAUUUUUGUUGCAGAACGAUUAUUUCAAGUUCUAAAGUCAUUUAAAGAUAGCUACUUCAGUGAGCUAUAUACUUAUGAUACUCUCGAAUUUGAAGACGAAUAUGAUGAAAUGACUGAUUCAGAAGAGAGCAACGAUGAUAUGACCAAUGAAGAAGACACUGACGAUGAAAUGGAUGAUUAUGAUGAGACUGAUCAUUCUGAUUUAAAAAAUCGUUUGACAUUAGAAGAAAUGGAAAAUAUAAUCGAAUGGGUUGACGAACAUCCGAAUGCCAGAUUUGCAACUAUUUCUAAUCGAUUUAGAAAGAUCAAAUCCAUGAAUUAUAUUACAAAAUUUAGAGAAUAUAUCGAAAACAACGGCACAAGAUUAGAAAAAUUAAAACAAAUUGAAGCAUUUAUGUUUGACGAAUUUUAUCUGAAAAGAACCAUUGAAAAGGAAGCCCUUCAUGAUACUGACCUAGAACUCUAUGCAAUUCAAAAAGCAAGAGAAUUAAAUUGGGAUACAUUCAAGGCAAAUGCUCAAAAUUGGAUUGAAAGUAAAAGAACUUUAAUAUCAAAGUAUUCUUCUCACCCAAUUUUAAACAGCGAUCACUGUUCAUUUCAACAAGAAUAUGUUCCACCAAGGACCCUUUCUUUUACUGGUGAAAGAACAACAGAAGUGGCUGCUAAAAAGAAAUAUAAUAUAACGCAUUCCUAUACAGUUCAACCAGUUACAUCAGCUAAUGGUCAUUUAUUGGACAAGUUCUUACUCAUUCUUCAGGAAAAAGAAAAUACAUUCGGUACAAGAGUGCAACAAAAUUUAAUUAUACCACCAAAUGUUGUAGUAAGAGCUUCAAAAUCAGGAAAAAGCAGUGAUGAAAAACAUCAUACUUUUUUAAAUGAAGUUCUACGCCCAUUGGUUGGUAAAAAAUUUCUUCUCUUCCUUGAUGCUUGGAAAACUCAAACUGAUCUAACAAAAUUUAGAGCAGUAUUUCCUAAUCAAGACACUCAAUUAUUGAUUUUUCCUGAAGGAUCAACCGAUUAUAUUCAACCACAAGGUCUUUCUUUAUUCCGUUCAUGGCGAUUUAUUCAUGAAAAAAUCGAAAAUUAUACUUAUAUUAAUCGAACAGAAAUAACUUUAAGUGAUCGUCAAUAUUUCAUCAACAUGCAUUCUGUUAUUCACAAUCAAUUAUCCGCUCCACAAUUUAAAAAUCUCAUUAAGAAUGGAUUUAUGCAAGCUCGAAUAGCAAAUGAAACAAAUGGACAUAUUGAAAAACCAAAAGAUGUUUGCUUCAAAUUUUACGAUCUAUACUGUUCAGUUAAUAAUUGA